Messenger RNA from Frankliniella occidentalis (western flower thrips), 1939 nucleotides. RefSeq lists its product as uncharacterized. The transcript has a single exon. Lineage: Eukaryota; Metazoa; Arthropoda; Insecta; Thysanoptera; Thripidae. Gene Ontology annotation, molecular function: zinc ion binding; nucleic acid binding. Bases 395 to 1933 code for a protein of 512 amino acids. The record is from RefSeq and is a predicted model, not a curated record.
GUGAGGGGCUGGACUUGGUCCACCCAAAUAAUGAAGGUUUGGAUUGUUUGCUGCUUACAUUAGAAUCCUAACCUGUUUUGUGUGUUGUUACUAUUUACUAUUUAUUCUAUUUCUAUAUAGUUUAUUAUUAUUACUGUUAAUACUUUAGAGUAUUAAAUUGAGAUUAUUGUCUACUUGUUUUAUCUUUUGCUAAUAUUUAUUUAAAUUUUCCGAGGUUACGAGGCUGGCGAGUGAUGGAGAGAGACUUCACUUCAAGCUACCUUUAUUUUCUGCUGCUGGGGGCGACGCGUGGUGGACCGUCGUGUGGAUUUACUUCAAACUACAACUUUAAUUUUCGGCUGCUGCUGCAGUUUUGGCUUUCUUCUUUGGUGAGUGAACUUUCAUCGUUAGCGCUAUGGAUGUCUCACGGUUAUUGAAGGACGAGCUGUUGUUUGAGAUUGGUCUGAGAGGCCAAAAUUUGUAUGAGGCGAGGAAGACGGUUAGCGAGCUACGUCCUCUUUUAAAAUCUUUGAUGGAUCAGGAGAGGGAAGGUGCGGUCUUUGACCCUGACCUGCCUCGGACCUCCAUGGACGAGGCCCUCAUUCAGUUCGACUCUAAAGUUGAGUCUUUAACCGAGAUGGUGCGUCCGGAAUCGGGCGUGUUCGACCCUGCUACCGCCCCUCGUGUGCGAGCGUUAGCCUCGCACUGCAAUAGGCGUUUGGGGUUUAUGACCUCUGGGAAAUUAGGUCGGUGGGAAGGCGAGGAGCGGGUUGAAAUGAAGAAGUCUGCCAAGCUUCUUAAAACCCUUGUCGCUGAGUUCCGUUCUUACGGAGAUACCAAUCUUUAUGCGGCUACGGAAGUAGAGAGUGUCUCUGUUGUGCCUGGUUGGGUGCCGCCUCAAGGCCCACAGGUGCGCGUCAAGGGGAAGCCUGAGGGGGGAGGGCGUAAGGAGUCUCCAAAGGCAAGCAGGAAGUCCAAGAAGAGCAAGAAGAGUAAAAAGUCCAAGCGUAGGUCCAAACGUUCGGUUUCUCAGUCUAGUUCCACCUCCCGCUCUUCAAGCACUUCCAGCUCUAGUGGUAGCUCUUCAGACUCUACUGUUGUAAAGAAACUGUCAAACUUGCGUUUGUCCAAGAAAGUGCCUACUGAUCUUGCCAAAUGGGGAGUUCAGCCUUUCUCUGGUGACCAAACAGUCAGUGUUUGCAGUUUCAUCACCGACAUUGAGGAAAAGGCCAAAUGGCGUCGGGUUGACCCCAACUGCCUUGUAGCUGCCGCCUCAGAGUUCUUUACCGGUGAUGCUAAAAAUUGGUUCCGUUCGGUGUACUCUACCAUCGAUAGUUGGGAAGAAUUUAAAAUUGCCUUACGCAAAGAAUUUCUCCCUUUGAAUUAUUAUGACAAUCUGAUGGAAGAGAUAAGGGCUCGCAAGCAAGGUCCGGAUGAGAGUAUGGGCAUUUAUGUUGCUAACAUGCGUUCCUUGUUCGAUCGUUUGGGAUCAGGACUCGAAGAGGAGUAUCAGCAGCAGGAUAAUUGGAAACUCUCCAUGACCAUUAAAAAUCUUGCACCCUAUUACACCGAACAUUUGUCCCUUGUAGGCAUAAAGUCUUUUGAGCAUUUAAAGAAACUUGGUAAGGAGUUGGAGGCUAGCAGGCAUCGGGUGGACGUGUACGAGGGAAAGUCUCGUGUCCGUAAAAUGGAGCCCGAGUUUGCCGCUAAGUCCCCUCGUCCUCGUUCGAAGCCUCUAGUGCAUGAGGUGGAGACUGAGGGGGAGGAGGAGCGUAGGACAGAGAAACCUGAGCGUUCUGAGAGACCGAAGUUGACCUGUUGGAACUGCGCCGAGACGGGUCAUCGCCAUUCCGACUGCAAGAAGGAGAGGAAGAAGAUGUUCUGCUUCAAGUGCGGGCAUAAGGAUGUGUCCGUGCGGAACUGUCCCCGUUGUAAGCAGACGGGGGAAGCGUAAGGGGGC